Molecule: messenger RNA, 6357 nt
Organism: Dreissena polymorpha
Lineage: Eukaryota; Metazoa; Mollusca; Bivalvia; Myida; Dreissenidae
Exons: 4
Coding region: 1904-3343 (479 amino acids)
Source: RefSeq, a predicted model, not a curated record
AGAAAGCUCUGUCACUAAAGACCUGAUUACUAGAACCGAGGCGUAUAUCGUUUCUUUGACAAAAGGCUGGGUUGAGUAAUAUGUGUGGGGUAUGGUAUCCUAGUGUCUGGAUACAUUUGCGAUGCAGGAGAAAAACAACGUAAAAGGUGUUUUUUAAACAAUUUAGCCUUGCUCUGUGAACAGGGUGUGUAAUUCAUGUGCGUAAAAUGUCGUAACAGAUUAGCCUAUGCAGUCCGCACAACCAAGGACGACACUUUCAGCCUUAACUGGAGUUUCGAUAUGAAGAAACUUUCUUUAAAGUAAACAAAAACAUAACAGCGGAAAGUUUCGUCUCUUAUUAGCCUCCGCUGACUGCUUAGGCUAAAUAAAUAUGGGACGACAAUUUACGCACACGCAUUAAACUCCCUUUCUCAAAGCAGAAUAUCAUUUUUCAGAACAUCUAGAGUUGAAGAAGUACCGUUACAUCAACACUUUGUUGACACAAGCUACGUGGAAAAAAUUUUAAACAUCAUAGAGUGUUGAACUAGUUGGAUGGAAUAAUUUUGAAUUAUGCAAGUAGGCAAUAAUUACAUUGGAGACGCCGUCCCAAUAUUUUUUAGUGUUAAGACACUUAACCGAUAGCACAUAUUAACUCUGCCCAUUUUCAUAAUAAGUUUGUACCAGACAGAGUUGAGUUUUAAUCGUUUAAACCUGACACUAUUUAUUACAAUUCAUUCAAUUGAAUGCCUGCGCCUUCAAAUACCGAAGAUAUCAAUAGAAAUCAUCAGACCAUUCAGGUUUAUUUCAACAGAUUGUGUAUUGGUAUAUUUUGAAUUGAAGCAUUGGGUAUUAUACUUGAAGUAUCGGUUUAAAUGAUUUGUUAAUAACGUGGAGACGCGUGAAUAACUGCUAUUUAUUCAGGCAUUUAUUUGUGUGUUGUAUUAUUGAAUCAACUCUCAAGUUUAGGAAGCUAUCUGUAGAAGUUUAAACACAGUGUUCGCAGGGAAACUAGUGGUAAGAUUUACGCAGUUUAUUGAAUAUUAGUAAUGUUUUCUAUUAAUAUAACUUUCAUUCGUAGAAAUAAAUGAAACGCUCGCCUUAAACAACAAAUAUGUAUUUCAUAUCGAAACUAUAAUUAUAAUGUAACAAAGCAUGGGUUAUUUUGCUUUUGUCUUACUAAUUGACGUUGAGACAAAUACGUUUUUAUUCUCCGCCAUUGCUGUUUUUUUAUCACUGAAAAAUAAAUAUACUACACGGAUUUUGUUAAACGAUAACUUACAGAAGAUAGUUUAAGCGUUACACGUUGGUGAUUGCCGUAAUAACCAAAGGCUCGUAUUUCUCAUUUCUCAAAACAAACACGCUAAAGUGCCAGUUGUUCCUAAAAAAACUAAAUAUAUAUAAUAUUUCCAUUUUAAAGAAUAGUUAUAAAUACACAAGCGAAACUCUUGAAUACUAAAUCAGUGUGUGGUUAUUUAUUCUGAAAAAUAAGGCAUAAGUACAUACUGAUUUUAAACAGUCUGAAUUUAAUACAUAUUCAAAAUAAUAAUCCGUAAAAACAAGAGAGGCAAGUCACUUUUAUCAAGUUGACCAGUUAUUGACAAGCGUAUACCUUUAUAAACAUUGAUAUUAACUUGCAAUUAUUUUUCGAAUUGUAUACAAUAUUUUCUAGUAUAUUCUUUGGGCUUAUCACGGUACAUGUUUGUUUAUUAGGAAGGCCUUAUUUGUGUCAGAAGAUCGUCGAAAAGCAAGGGGUAUCAGAAACUUCAAUCAAUCAUUAAGGACGACAUCUAAAAACUCUUGAUUAAACUAGCUACGUGGCGGUCCACAUGCCAUAUCAACACAAGUCGCGUGCGUUACUGCAGUUUUCAAACAUUCCGCGCCGAAGAACAACCUUACUGAUCGGUCAAGGGCACGCACUGUAUGGAUGGCUGACAGUGGCACAAGACAUGAUGAACCGGAAAGAUUCCGAAGACAUGGCAGUGUGUCCAGCAAACAAGACCUGAUUCAGUGGGAAAAUGCCUCCGUUGAGACAUGCACUAUACUGAGCUGGCUCGGUUACGGACAGGAGAUCAUACAGGCUCGAAGAGACGCAUAUCGGGAGAAUGGCAAGCUGUGGACUGCAUGGGCAUGUGGAGAGGCAACGAUAAUUAUUACGGGUAGCAAAGGUGAGGGGCUGAGCAGCUUCUUGGAAAGUGAUUUGGAUCAAAUGGUUGUAGAUAAUAGAGUAUUCUGUUUAGAAGAUGAUGUUAAUAUAAGUGCCUUUCCUGGGGAGAUAACCGUGUUGAGAUCAUUCAGCCGCAUGAGUUACCAUGGUCACUGUAGACUGCUACUGGAGAGACGCGGUACAACAAUUUUCAGGCACGUACGUGAUGCGUUUUGUGAUGACGGAUAUGGUCGCGAAUUUUUGAGCAGUGACUUGUAUGUUAAUAACUGGUCGAAAGAAGACUCGCCUGAGGGCAUGGUGCAGCAUGAGCGUGCGGGACCGUCAAUUCCUAGUACAGUGCUGGGACUCUUGCACAGCGACAAAGUACAUGCAUUUCAUUACUACUGCCCCAACAUUCUGUCAAAAUGGGCCGCAAGACCUCGCCACUGGCCGCCACCGGAAGUCGUUCAGCAGGUCGUAUCACUUGGGGCAGUUCUUACGCCUGUUGGAUUUAAAGGCAGUGAACAUCAGCAUGUUGAAUGGCGAGUGUGUUUUAACGCCGGUGAGAUCGAACUAAUUAGCAAUCUUAAUGACACUCAAACUAAAUUGUAUGUUUUAUUGAAAAUGAUAAAGAACGAUGUAUUACAUGCACGUAAGAAAGAAGUUUCAUCGUACACAAUGAAAAACAUCGUUUUAUGGAUGGCGGAAAAUAAUCCUCAAGCCUCGUUUCAUACAAAAAGUAUUUUGCAGUGGUUGCAUGAAGCAUUGGAUGCGCUAAGAGUUGCAUUGAUCACCUUAGAGCUACCAUACUAUAUGAUUCCAGAAAGGAAUUUGAUGGCAACCUCUGGACUGGAUGAGGAACAGCAACGCACAUGGAUAUCAACGAUUACAGAUAUGCUCCAUGAAGGUCCUAGGGUGAUACUCAGACUUCCAAAGAUACGACAAUGCAUCGUAGCUCACCCUGAACCAUUCCGAUGGUACAGCGGGAGGAGAAUUGAGCUGGAGUUGUUGUGGCUCAUGCGCAUGAACAUAGUGUCAAUCUGCAGGGAUGAGAACUGGAAGAUUGACGAUACCGAUGCGAUUGUUCAGGCAUUAGACAGACGAAUAAACGAGGUUGUAACAGAUGUUUGCGUGAGGAUGAGAAUGGAAGGGAGUCGAGUUAUCAACGCACCGGCUAUUUUUUAUAGAAUUCUGAUGGAAAACGUUAACGAUGAUCAAUAGAUCACUAACAAGGCGCGGACAACACGUAAUUAUAACUUUUGAGUACAUAUUAUCUUUAACGAAUCACCGAUCAUUGUUGCCAAGAACGUGGAAAUUAUACAACUUAUCGUAAUAGUGAUUUGUUCAGUAAUUGAAGUUUGACUUGCAGACGUUCGUUUCACUUUUUAAAAAUGUGCACAAUUUUACAAAAGAUUUGUUUACAGUAGGCUGUAAACUUUACCGAAACAAUAAAUUUCGAUACAUUUUAUUAAAAAAUGUCAAUCGCAUAGAUAACAGUAGUUUGCAAAAUAAAGUUAUGUAAUGUAAUUUUUCUACAUUGUAUAUAUCUUAACAAAAUAUGUACGUAUCGCGCUUGGAAACCAGCGGUAUAAUUUCAAGUUAUGCAUAUAUUACUUUUUAUGUCCCCCACUAUAGUAGUGUGGGACAUUGUUUUUGCCCUGUCUGUUGGUUGGUCUGUUGGUCUGUUGGUUGGUUGGUUUGCGCCAACUUUAACAUUUUGCAAUAACUUUUGCUAUAUUGAAUAUAGCAACUUGAUAUUUGGCAUGCAUGUGUAUCUCAUGGAGCUGCACAUUUUGAGGAGUGGUAAAAGGUCAAGGUCAAGGUCAAUCUUUAAGGUCAGAGGUCAAAUAUAUGUGGCCAAAAUCGCUCAUUUUAUGAAUACUUUUGCAAUAUUGAAGAUAGCAACUUGAUAUUUGGCAUGCAUGUGUAUCUCAUGGAGCUGCACAUUUUGAGUGGUGAAAGGUCAAGGUCAAGGUCAUCUUUCUAGGUCAAAUAUAUGGGUCAAAAUUGCUCAUGUAAUGUAACUUCUGCAAUAUUGAACCUAGCAAUUUUAUAUUUGACAUGCAUGUGUAUCUCAUGGAGCUGCACAUAUUGAGUGGUGAAGGGUCAAGGUCAUCCUUCAAGGUCAAACGUCAUAUAGGGGGACAUUGUGUUUCACAAACACAUCUUGUUAGAACUAAUAGUAGUAACUCAUUUUGUCGACAUAUGUAGAAAUGUGACUGGUGUUUAUUUGCGUAUGCAUGUUAGGAAAUAAAGUGUGUUUGUGUCAUUUGUAUCUCAUCUUCUUAUCUAAAUGUUCAUAGGUUUAUGGUUGGUAUUGUUAACGCAUUUGCACUGAAUGAAUAUAUGUGUUACUGGAAGUUACUGAAAGUCCACUGGUAUUGUUGUUAUUGCUGUAAAUGUAUUGAUAAUAUUCUUGUUUUUCUUGUUGAGUAGAAACAUUGUUGUGAUUUGUAAUAUUGAUCAAAAAGUAUUGAACACAUUGUUGCACUUAUCGAUAAAAAUGGUGCAUAUCUGUGUUCAUUCCUAUUUUUAAAAUGUCUUCAAUAACGCUAUUGUUGCAUUCACAAAUAAGAAAUAAAGUGCAGUUGUUUUAUGCGAAUUGAUUAAACUAUUUUUCAUGUAAAUGUAUAAUUGCUCAUGUUUUUUACUGGACAAGUGAAUGUAAACUUUUAUUGAACACGGAUAAUCUGUUUUCAUCAAAACACAUAGCUUGUAUUGAAUCUAAAGAUACAAAGAUAAAUGUUAUAGUAUUGAUGUUUUUAUGCGGAAAUAUUUUCAUACAUGAUAAACGUAAUGGUUGAUUUUCGUUUCUCUAGUUAUACCGUUAAUCUCGUUUUGCUCUAAGCGUGUGUAUGCUUUUGUUAGUUUUCUUUUUGUUCGUUUUUUUAGCGAGGCUGUUCUGGAGAAAACCCGAGCUAUUGUCAUAGCCAGCUCGUCGUCCGCCGUCCGCCGUAGGCGUCGUGAUAAAACCUUAACAUUGGCCAUAGCUUUUUAAAUAUUGAAGAUAGCACCUUGAUAUUUUGCAUGCAUGUGUUUUUCAUGGAGCUGCACAUUUUGAGUGGUAAAAUUUAAAGGUGAACAUCAUCCUUCAAGGAAUAGGGUCGAAAAAACAAAGUCAAGGGAAGUAAUUAGCUUGAAAUGGACAUAGUUAUCUGACCUGCCCACGUAAAUAUUUUUGUUAAAUUAAUCAAAGCGGCGCAGUAGGCAGCAUUGUAUCUCUGACAAACAAAUUGUGGUAAAGGUCAAGGUCAAGGUCAUCCUUUACGGUCUAUGGUAACAAAUACAGAUUUAAAGGAAGUAAUAAGCUUAAAAAAGGUAGAAAAUUAUUCAAUAUUGAACAUAGCCACUUUAUAUAUUUGGCAUGCAUGUGUAUCUCAUGAGCUGCACAGUUUGAGUGGUGAAUCUACAGUCACGGUAGUGGCUUUUAAUUAUUUGCUACUUAAAAUAGAGAUUUGUUAUAGACAAUUAUUUUCAAGGGAAGUAAUUUAUAAAAUUAUAAAUCUCAUAUUAUAUAUUUCCUUACCAAUAAUUAAAGUUCUUUUAACAGUUACUGUACACAUUUAUUAUUUUGAUUCUUUAUAACCCAAAUGAUUGAUUUGUCAAAGUUUUUUUAAUGAUAUAAUUAUAAUUACUUUGAUGUUCAUUACAUACCUGUGGACUGAUGUCCAUAGAUUCAUGAUCAACUCUGGCUAUGAUACUUUUGCCUCAAUAUAAGAGCAUUUGAGUUUUUAAACGGCCGUGGACCAUCCAUCUACAGCUACACGGUGCUGAAGGACACUGUCCUUGGCUUGGUUAUAGGUCCACGGGCGUAGAUGUUAGUAGUUUUUUGUAUUGUUCAGUAUCGGUUGGAUCGUGAGGGGCACUGUGGGAGAAAAAGGCCAUGUUCUACCAUGGCAUUUGAAAUGGCAUUUAAUAAACACUGAUAUGUUCUGGUCACACUCAUAUGAUUGUUAAGCAUAAGCACAUUUUUGAAUUACAGUUCAUUAGAGGUAUCCAGUUAACAUCACUCUUACGCCAUUGGCUACACGUAUGUUAUGGCCAUUAAACUGUUGAAUGUAUACUAACUACCCAUUUUGUGUUGUAAUCAUAUGAAUGGAAUGGAAUUUUCUGCAUUGAAUGUAUGAGCAAUGGAGGACACAUCAUGUAAAAAUGCAUGAUGCCUGAAUACAUUCCGAGGGUGUAACUUUGUAUGUUUAUUAGCAAUACAAUUAAACUCAGUUGCAAAACCACGA